This is a messenger RNA of Eubalaena glacialis (North Atlantic right whale), 1183 nucleotides long. It is a transcript of the gene ENKUR, whose product is annotated as enkurin, TRPC channel interacting protein. The record is from RefSeq and is a predicted model, not a curated record. The transcript is spliced from 5 exons. The coding region runs from base 209 to 979 and encodes 256 amino acids. Lineage: Eukaryota; Metazoa; Chordata; Mammalia; Artiodactyla; Balaenidae. Gene Ontology annotation, molecular function: calmodulin binding. Gene Ontology annotation, cellular component: acrosomal vesicle.
CCAAGAGUAAUAGAAGAGAUAUUUUAUUUUCUUCCCAAGAGAGGACAGCUAAGAAGAGGUCAAAGGGGAAUUGUGUGAAAAAGAGAAGCCUUAGUUCCUUGAGAAGGCAAGAGAGUAGGAGAGGAAAGGGGAAGCGAUGAAGAAAGGGAUGGAGAUAUUGGUAUAUUGAGAAAAAAGCUGAGUAGUUUUAAGGACUCAUUUGGUGGCCAUGGAUCCAGCGUGCUCUUCUGAGAGCAUUUAUAACCUCAUACCCAGUGACUGGAAGGAACCCCCCCCGCCUCCUAGGUAUGUAUCAGUUUUUAAGGCAGCUGUAAAAGAUGACAAGCAAAAAUUUAAAACUGCAAUGAAAACUAUGGGACCAGCAAAACUUGAAGUACCUUCUCCAAAGGAUUUCCUGAAGAAACAUUCAAAGGAAAAAACUCUACCGCCCAAAAAAAAGUUUGAACGGAAUGAGCCCAGAAAGCCUCCUGUGCCAUUGAGGACGGACCAUCCAGUCAUGGGAAUACAGAGUGAAAAAAAUUUUAUAAAUACAAAUGCAGCCGAUGUCAUUAUGGGAGUGGCUAAAAAACCUAAACCAAUUUAUGUUGACAAAAGAACUGGAGACAAGCAUGACCUUGAAACUUCAGGACUAGUUCCAAAGUACAUCAAUAAAAAGGGUUAUGGUAUCACGCCUGAAUAUAUACGUAAGCGAAAUGAAGAGGUGAAGAAAGCCCAGGAAGAAUAUGAUAACUAUAUCCAGGAGAACCUCAGGGAAGCCGCUAUGAAAAGGCUAUCUGAUGAAGAAAGGGAGGCAGUUCUGCAGGGGCUGAAAAAGAACUGGGAAGAAGUACAUAAGGAGUUUCAGUCCCUCUCGGUCUUCAUCGACUCCAUACCAAAGAAGAUUCACAAGCAGAAGCUGGAAGAAGAGAUGAAGCAGCUGGAACACGACAUUGGUGUCCUCGAAAAGCACAAAAUUAUUUAUAUUGCUAAUAAGUCAUAGUGGAUUUUUAAAAAUAUAGUCAUUUUAACAUAGAAAAAAAAAACCCACGGAAAACAUAGAAAUUAAAUCAUAAGUUUUUUCCAAAGAGGAAAAUACUAUGAAGAGUAUAAAACUAGUCUUUACCAAAACGCUUAGGCAAUGUUUAAAGAAUAAUUGUAUUAUUUACUUACAUAGAGAAAAAAAAAUUUUUUUUUUCACCAGCGU